This is a messenger RNA of Acomys russatus (golden spiny mouse), 4916 nucleotides long. RefSeq names its product PTPRF interacting protein alpha 2 (gene Ppfia2). Gene Ontology annotation, biological process: synapse organization. Bases 326 to 4102 code for a protein of 1258 amino acids. Gene Ontology annotation, molecular function: protein binding. The record is from RefSeq and is a predicted model, not a curated record. The transcript has 32 exons. Gene Ontology annotation, cellular component: presynaptic active zone. NCBI's taxonomy places the organism in Eukaryota, Metazoa, Chordata, Mammalia, Rodentia, Muridae.
CCCUCUUCCCUUUGACAAUGGUCUGAACCGAGCUCUGCUUCCCAAAGCAAAAUUUGUAAUAUGCCAUUUUUCCGAUGGACCCUUCUCCUUUUGGCUGCUGACGGAGCCACAGGAAGAUGCCGAGCUGCUGUCACGCUACGGAGCCAGGGCACGUUCCAAGAGAACGCUGGAGCUCGGGAGCAUCUAAGCUGCCUUUCUCCUCCGGUUGCUAGGGAAAUGGUCCAGGACUGCUGGGUGUGAGCCUCACCUCUCCUCCAGCCAAGACUGGACUGCGAUUGUCAUUGAUCAAUUGAAGAAACAGGACGUGAAAUAAGAGACCUUAGCAAUGAUGUGUGAAGUGAUGCCCACGAUUAACGAGGACACCCCAAUGAGCCAGCGGGGGUCCCAAAGCAGCGGCUCCGACUCAGACUCCCAUUUUGAGCAACUGAUGGUCAAUAUGCUUGAUGAAAGGGACCGCUUACUGGACACGCUCCGAGAGACCCAGGAAAGCCUCUCACUUGCCCAGCAAAGACUCCAGGACGUCAUUUAUGACAGGGACUCACUCCAGAGACAGCUCAACUCAGCUCUACCUCAGGACAUCGAAUCCCUAACAGGAGGGCUGACUGGUUCUAAGGGGGCUGAUCCACCGGAAUUUGCUGCACUGACUAAAGAACUGAAUGCUUGCCGGGAACAACUUCUAGAAAAGGAAGAGGAGAUCUCAGAGCUGAAAGCUGAAAGAAACAACACGAGACUGUUACUGGAGCACUUGGAGUGCCUUGUGUCCAGGCACGAAAGGUCACUAAGAAUGACAGUGGUGAAACGGCAAGCCCAGUCUCCCUCCGGAGUGUCCAGUGAAGUGGAGGUUCUCAAGGCUCUGAAAUCUUUGUUUGAGCACCACAAGGCCUUGGAUGAAAAGGUAAGGGAGCGACUGAGGGUUUCUUUAGAAAGAGUCUCUGCACUGGAAGAGGAACUAGCUGCAGCUAAUCAGGAGAUUGUUGCCUUGCGUGAGCAAAAUAUUCAUAUUCAGAGAAAAAUGGUAUCAAGUGAAGGCUCUACAGAAUCAGAGCAUCUUGAAGGGAUGGAACCUGGCCAGAAAGUCCAUGAAAAGCGUUUAUCCAAUGGCUCCAUAGACUCAACAGAUGACACCAGUCAGAUAGCUGAACUACAAGAACUGCUUGAAAAGCAAAACUAUGAAAUGGUCCAAAUGAAAGAACGUUUGACAGCUCUUUCUUCUCGGGUGGGAGAAGUAGAACAGGAAGCAGAGACAGCAAGAAAGGACCUCAUUAAAACAGAAGAAAUGAACACUAAAUAUCAAAGGGACAUUCGGGAGGCGAUGGCUCAGAAGGAAGAUAUGGAAGAAAGAAUCACAACUCUUGAGAAGCGUUACUUGAGUGCUCAGAGAGAAUCUACCUCCAUCCAUGACAUGAAUGAUAAACUAGAAAAUGAGUUGGCGAACAAGGAAGCAAUCUUGCGGCAGAUGGAAGAGAAAAACAGGCAGUUACAAGAGCGACUUGAACUGGCUGAGCAAAAGUUACAGCAGACCAUGAGGAAAGCUGAGACUUUGCCUGAAGUAGAGGCUGAACUAGCUCAGAGAAUCGCAGCCCUUACAAAGGCUGAAGAGAGGCAUGGAAAUAUUGAAGAACGCAUGAGGCACCUAGAGGGUCAACUGGAAGAGAAGAAUCAAGAACUUCAAAGAGCUAGACAAAGAGAAAAGAUGAAUGAGGAGCAUAAUAAAAGAUUAUCUGAUACCGUGGACAGGCUUCUGACAGAAUCCAACGAGCGCCUCCAGCUGCACCUGAAGGAGAGGAUGGCUGCUCUGGAAGAGAAGAAUGUUUUGAUUCAGGAAUCAGAAACCUUCAGAAAAAAUCUUGAAGAAUCUUUACAUGAUAAGGAAAGAUUAGCAGAAGAAAUUGAGAAGUUGAGAUCUGAACUUGACCAAAUGAAAAUGAGAACUGGCUCCUUAAUUGAACCCACUAUAUCGAGAACGCAUCUAGAUACCUCUGCUGAGUUGCGGUACUCCGUUGGGUCCCUCGUUGACAGCCAAUCUGAUUACAGGACCACUAAAGUAAUACGAAGACCAAGGAGAGGCCGCAUGGGUGUGCGAAGAGAUGAGCCAAAGGUGAAGUCUCUUGGGGAUCAUGAAUGGAACAGAACUCAGCAAAUUGGAGUACUAGGCAGCCACCCAUUCGAAAGUGACACUGAAAUGUCUGAUAUUGAUGAUGAUGACAGAGAGACUAUUUUUAGCUCAAUGGAUCUUCUCUCCCCAAGUGGUCAUUCUGAUGCCCAAACUCUAGCUAUGAUGCUUCAAGAACAACUGGAUGCGAUCAACAAAGAAAUAAGGUUAAUUCAAGAAGAAAAGGAAUCUACAGAAUUGCGCGCUGAAGAAAUUGAGAAUAGAGUGGCUAGCGUUAGCUUGGAAGGCCUGAAUCUGGCAAGGGUCCAUCCAGGUCCUUCCAUCACUGCCUCUGUUACAGCUUCAUCUCUGGCCAGUUCAUCUCCCCCCAGUGGACACUCAACGCCAAAACUCACACCAAGGAGCCCUGCCAGAGAAAUAGACCGCAUGGGAGUCAUGACCCUGCCAAGUGAUCUAAGGAAACAUCGGAGAAAGAUUGCAGUAGUGGAAGAAGAUGGGCGAGAGGAUAAAGCAACAAUUAAAUGUGAAACUUCUCCUCCCCCAACACCCAGAGCCAUUAGAAUGACUCACACACUUCCUUCUUCCUACCACAAUGAUGCCCGGAGCAGUGUAUCUGCUUCUCUUGAGCCAGAAAGCCUUGGGCUUGGCAGUGCCAAUAGCAGCCAAGACUCUCUUCACAAAGCCCCAAAGAAGAAAGGAAUCAAGUCUUCAAUUGGGCGCUUGUUUGGUAAAAAAGAAAAGGCUCGCCUGGGGCAGCUUCGAGGCUUUAUGGAGACCGAAGCUGCCGCACAGGAAUCCCUGGGCUUAGGCAAGCUUGGAACUCAAGCAGAAAAGGACAGAAGGCUAAAGAAAAAGCAUGAACUUCUUGAAGAAGCUCGUAGAAAAGGAUUGCCUUUUGCUCAGUGGGAUGGACCCACUGUGGUUGCAUGGCUUGAGCUCUGGCUGGGAAUGCCAGCUUGGUACGUGGCGGCCUGCAGAGCCAAUGUGAAAAGUGGUGCCAUCAUGUCGGCUUUAUCAGACACCGAAAUCCAAAGAGAGAUUGGAAUCAGCAACCCUCUGCAUCGCUUGAAACUCAGACUAGCGAUCCAGGAGAUGGUUUCCCUCACAAGCCCUUCGGCUCCUCCUACAUCCCGCACUCCUUCAGGCAAUGUCUGGGUGACCCAUGAAGAGAUGGAGAACCUUGCAGCUCCAGCAAAAACGAAAGAAUCUGAGGAAGGAAGCUGGGCCCAGUGUCCGGUCUUUCUGCAGACACUGGCGUAUGGAGAUAUGAACCACGAGUGGAUUGGAAACGAAUGGCUUCCCAGCCUGGGGCUACCUCAGUACAGAAGCUACUUCAUGGAAUGCUUGGUCGAUGCACGGAUGUUAGAUCACCUCACAAAAAAGGAUCUUCGUGUCCACUUAAAAAUGGUGGACAGCUUCCAUCGAACAAGUUUACAGUAUGGAAUUAUGUGUUUGAAAAGAUUGAAUUACGAUAGAAAAGAACUAGAGAGAAGACGAGAAGCAAGCCAACAUGAAAUCAAAGAUGUUUUAGUGUGGAGCAAUGAUCGAGUUAUUCGCUGGAUACAGGCAAUUGGACUCCGAGAAUAUGCAAAUAACAUCCUUGAGAGUGGAGUGCAUGGCUCACUCAUUGCCCUGGAUGAGAACUUUGACUACAGCAGCUUAGCUCUACUGUUGCAGAUUCCAACACAGAACACCCAGGCAAGACAGAUUCUUGAACGCGAGUACAAUAACCUCUUGGCCCUGGGGACUGAGCGGCGACUGGAUGAAAGUGAUGACAAGAAUUUCAGGCGUGGCUCAACCUGGCGAAGGCAGUUCCCUCCUCGCGAAGUGCAUGGGAUCAGCAUGAUGCCUGGCUCCUCGGAAACAUUACCAGCUGGAUUCAGGUUAACCACGACAUCUGGGCAGUCAAGGAAAAUGACGACUACGGAUGUUGCUUCAUCAAGACUGCAGAGGUUAGACAACUCCACUGUUCGCACAUACUCAUGUUGACAAGGCACUCAGAGGAGGCAGCACUGACCUGCUAUGUCAUCUUUUCAGUCUACAGGACCUAAAGUGCACGACCGCCUCAGAAGACAAGUGAACAAAGCCUUUGUGAAGACUGAAUUCUAAGGAAAUACUAUAAGUAACGGUUUACCAAACGUAAGCACGUGAUCUUGGGGGGAGUUGGAUAUUAACUUUGGUUAGUUUACUAUGAUUGUAAUAAAAUGUUUAAGUCAUCUGAAAUAUGAGCAUCGUCCAUGCCAUAAAUUCUGUACAUCUGAUACUUUUAUGAGAUGGAACCACUUGUUUUUUCAUGUUGUAAUAUAAUAGGCAUUUAUGUAUUAUUGUGUAUGAUUUCUUUUUAAAUGUGUAAGUCUUCUGUAAAUUGAUAUAAAUAUGAUUUUUUAAAAAAAUAAAAUAUAUGGUUCAUGGAGUCUCGAGUGCAAACAUUGAACAAUUCCAAGUACUGUUUGUAUUUUGCCAUCCCACCAUUUCUACAGUUUUUCAAUUGUAACGGUCAAUCACUAUGUUUCCGGGAAGCAUGUUUCAUGCUUCAACAUGCUUCUCCUUCAAGUCUGUCAAACCUUAAAGCUGAACACCUGCCUCUGAUCAUGUAAAAAAAUUAUUUUACCUGGAGCCCAAAAUGACCUUUAAAGGCAAUCAGGGAUGUGGUGCCCUCUAUCUUUCGAAAAAGCACUGUGAUGGCUCAAUCUCCUUUUCAGUAGACAACAAAGCCAAAAUGUUUACAAGAGUCAAAUGCAGUGAUUUUAAAAAUCUAUAUUGAAAAAACCAUUACCUAAUGGUGUUGCCUGUGGACCAAGGA